Messenger RNA from Naegleria gruberi, 618 nucleotides. RefSeq lists its product as uncharacterized. Lineage: Eukaryota; Heterolobosea; Eutetramitea; Acrasida; Naegleriidae. Bases 1 to 618 code for a protein of 205 amino acids. The record is from RefSeq and is a predicted model, not a curated record. The transcript has a single exon.
AUGGAGAAUUUCUAUUUGAAAAUUAAUAGAAAAGCAAGGGAGUUGCAGGAAAGAUUUGGAGUUGAAAAUGGACAAGAGAAUGGCUCUGAAAAUGAGGAGGCUCAAGUGAAUGGUCAACCACAACCACCAAUAGGUCCACAAGCACCACAACAGACACAACAGACACGACAGAUACAGACUAAUAGUCCACCACGAAAUAGGAUGAAUGUAACUCCACCACGACAGACACAACAGAAUAAUACUCCACCAAGAAAUCAAACUAUCUAUCAACCACAACAGAAUGAAAAUGUUAUUAGAAAUAAUCAGCAAGCAAACAUAAAUCCUAUAAGAAAUAAUAAUCAAAAUGAAAGAGUGAUGAAUCAUGUACCGAUUAAUAAUGGUCAAGUGGUGCGACAUCCCCAAAAUCAAUCCCUAAUUGUUCAACCACAUUUACAACAAUUCAAUAAUGCGUCUAUUAAUCAUUUCUCAAUGAAUUCAAAUGGAAAUGGAUUUACUGGAUUUACUUGGGUGAAUGUUCAACUUCCAAACAUUCACUUUCCACUUCUUUUUAAUGGAUUGGCUCAACAACUUUCGAAUAACAAUAGGAAGAUUGUCAUAAUUACAACCCUCACUUUUUGA